This is a messenger RNA of Planococcus citri (citrus mealybug), 1138 nucleotides long. RefSeq lists its product as uncharacterized. Gene Ontology annotation, molecular function: DNA-binding transcription factor activity, RNA polymerase II-specific; RNA polymerase II cis-regulatory region sequence-specific DNA binding; protein binding. The transcript is spliced from 5 exons. Lineage: Eukaryota; Metazoa; Arthropoda; Insecta; Hemiptera; Pseudococcidae. The coding region runs from base 32 to 1138 and encodes 368 amino acids. Gene Ontology annotation, biological process: sex differentiation; regulation of transcription by RNA polymerase II. The record is from RefSeq and is a predicted model, not a curated record. Gene Ontology annotation, cellular component: nucleus.
UCGUGGUGCGUUUGAUUUUCUUCAAUAAAUUAUGGAAGAUGCGGAAAAAUCACCAUCAUCGGAGUCGGAUAAACAAUACGUUAUAACGAGACGUCCUAAAUGUGCAAGGUGUAGAAAUCACGGUAUGAUUUCUUGGCUCAAAGGUCAUAAAAGGCAGUGUAGAUUCAAAUCGUGUAUUUGCGCCAAAUGCAAUUUGAUUGCUGAAAGGCAACGUGUAAUGGCAGCUCAGGUUGCUUUAAAACGCCAACAAGCUGCGGAAGAUGCAAUAGCAAUAGGAUUGGCGGCAGUUGCCACUGGAAACCAGUUCGGGUAUUUACCACCAGGCCCUAUAUUUGGUAUGAAAAUAACUGACCCACAGGAUAAGGAAAGAAAUGCUGAAAAUUCUUCAACCGAAACAUUGAGUUCUUCCAACAAUCCAGAUGCAACAAAUUGCGCACUUUCGGGCGAAAUUCCAACCACAGCUUUGGAAAUGUUGUCAAAAUUAUUUCCAGAGAAGAAGAAAUCUGUCUUGGAGUUGGUUCUUCGUCGAUGUGGAGAUGAUUUACUCAAGGCAAUCGAACAAUGUAAUCCUUUGAAAGAAGACUUGAGCUGUUUCAAAUACGACUGUUUGAGAAAACAUGGGAAGGAAAGUGUUGAAAAAUUUAAAAAUUGUCAAAUAGAAAAACCCGAAUAUCAUUUACUGAACAAAAUCGUCAAAUUGGGCAGCGAUUCGAAUUUCAAUCCGUCAAAAUCUGCAUUUCAUCCUUUUGUUCCCGAAGAACCACCAGCAGCUCAUCAAAAUAUACGCAGAGAUGAAAUGUUGCCCAAUUUUCGCCUGAGUUAUGGAAAUAGUCACAAUUUACCGGAAGCUCAUCAGAACAACAAGAAAGAUGUUCAAGAGUUAUCUUCUGUUUUAAACUACAACAACAGAUUGUUAUCUGGGAUGAUUACCUCUGGUAUUCCACAUCACGCGACGCUUUUGCAAUUACCCGCCACUCAUCAUCUAUAUUCAGGUUCUGCUUCAGUUUUAUCUUAUGAACGAUCUCCAUUUUACCAACCCAUUGGUGGUCCUUUACAUUCAAUUUUGGUACAACCUAGACCUCAUGGCAGUUGCCGUUGUGUUGAAUGUAUUACUGCCUCUGCAGAUUCCACCAAUUAA